GUCCCAUUUUUGUCGCUCUCUCUUCUUCAUCUUCUCUUUUAACUCUUCUUUCCUUUUUCUUCUUUCUUUUUUCCAUUCCUUUUAAGCUUUCUUACAAAACCAAAGGCGAAAACUUUGCAUAUAAUCACAUUUCCUUUAAAACCAAAGCCCUCUCCAUUCAUUUCUUCUCAAAAAACUUCUUCUUUUGGGUUUUUAGGGGGGGGGGGUUCAGCUUCUUUGUUGCUUUUGUUUGAAGUUUAAAACAAAACAGAAAGAAUAUUAUUAUUUUUUUUGUUUUAAAAAAAGAAAUAGGCUUUUUUGCUAUAUAAAGGAAAGUUUCUUUUAUGUCCCUUUGAUUUUGGUGCUGGGUUCUCUGAACCUGUCAAAUUAUUGACAGCAGAGUGAUUAAAUUGGAAUGCCAAAUACUUGAGCUUGAAGUUAUUAGUGUAUGUCUUUUGGCUCUGCUUUGAUUGCUUUAAGGCAUUCAUUUUGUUUUCCACUAAUUGCACCAUUAUAAGCUGAAGACGGUAUGAAAUUCGUUAGAAACUUCAAAGAUCUGAAGGCGGUUCCUUUUUAAUGGCUUCUUCUGGUUUAAGGCAAUGAGAAUUGAAGCUUGGAAUUACAAGGUUGUAGUUCAAGUGUUUCGAAAUAACCAGUAAAUGCAUUGAUGAAAGUUUAGCAAUUCACUUGGAUGCAAUGUUGAAAGCGGUAGCUCCCGGAUUGUUGAUUUCUUCGCUUCUAAUCGCAGUAUCGAGGGCCGAUAAUGGCUUUGCAAGGUGUAAUUGUGAUGAUGAGGGGGGGGUUUGGAGCAUUGAGAGCAUAUUAGAGACUCAAAGAGCGAGUGAUUUCUUGAUCGCCGUCGCCUACUUUUCAAUCCCUAUUGAGUUGCUUUACUUUGUUAGUUGCUCAAACGUGCCGUUCAAAUGGGUGCUCUUUCAGUUCAUCGCCUUCAUUGUGCUGUGCGGAUUGACUCAUUUGCUCAAUGGGUGGAGUUAUGGUCCUCAUCCAUUUCAACUCAUGUUGGCUCUCACCGUGUUCAAGAUUCUCACUGCUUUGGUCUCGUGUGCCACUGCUAUUUCACUUCUCACACUCAUUCCGCUACUUCUCAAAGUCAAGGUGAGAGAAUUAUUGUUGAAGAAAAAGGCUUGGGACCUUGGGAAGGAAGUUGGUAUUAUAAUGAAACAGAAGGAGACCGGUUUGCAUGUCCGCAUGCUUACCCAAGAAAUCCGUAAAUCGUUGGAUAGACAUAACAUUUUGCACACAACAUUGGUAGAGUUGUCCAAGACGUUAGGUUUGCAAAACUGUGCCGUUUGGAUGCCUAAUGAGAUCAAGACGGAGAUGAAUCUGACUCAUGACCUCAAAGGAAGGAACUAUUCGUAUAAUUUUACUAUUCCCAUUACGGAACCAGAUGUUGCAAGGAUUAAAAGAAGUGAUGGAGUGCAUAUCCUCAAGCCAGACUCGACGCUUGCUACUGCAAGCAAUGCAGAGGAUGGUGAGCCAGGACCUGUUGCUGCAAUUCGGUUGCCAAUGCUUCGAAUUUGCAAUUUUAAAGGGGGAACUCCUGAGCAAGUCCAGACAUACUUUUCCAUAUUGGUAUGUGUUCUUCCGAAUGACCAACGAAGAUCGUGGAGCAACCAGGAACUAGAAAUAGUUAAGGUGGUUGCCGAUCAGGUGGCCGUUGCAAUCUCUCAUGCCGCAGUUCUCGAAGAAUCUCAACUCAUGAGGGAUAAACUAGCCGAGCAAAAUCGGGCGUUGCAGCUUUCAAGACAGAAUGCUAUGAGAGCAAGCCAGGCUAGAAAUGCAUUUCAAAAGGUAAUGAGUGAUGGAAUGAGGAGGCCUAUGCAUUCAAUUUUAGGCUUGCUUUCAAUGUUGCAGGAUGGAAAUUUGAAUGACGAUCAACGAAUUAUUGUCGAUUCGAUGAUGAAGACCAGCACUGUCCUGUCAACCUUGAUAAAUGAUGCGAUGGAUAUUUCAAUAAUGGAUACUGCAAGAUCCCCUCUGGAGAAGAGGUCCUUUCGACUACAUUCAAUGAUAAAAGAAGCAGCUUGCCUUGCUAAGUGCUUGAGUGUUUAUCAGGGUUUUGGAUUUUCAAUUGAGGUUGAGAAGUCUUUGCCUGAUCUCAUUUUCGGUGAUGAACGGAGAGUUUUUCAGGUAAUACUGCAUAUGGUUGGGAGCCUAUUGGAUGGCAAUACUGGAGGAGGGACUGUAAUACUUCGGGUGUACGCAGAAAAUGGUAGUCAGGAACCGAAUGAUCAGAGACGGGCAACAUGGAGGCACUACCCUUCUGAUGCAGAUCUACUUGUCAGGUUCGAAAUUAUGAUUUCCAAUAAUAUUUCUCAACAAGAGGACUGCUCAUUGUCAGAGGUAUCAAGCAGUAGAAGCCGAUACAACAGCCGUGGAGCUGAGGAACGCCUGAGCUUCAACAUUUGCGAAAAGCUAGUGCAGAUGAUGCAUGGGAACAUGUGGGUAAUCCAAAACCCUUUAGGUUCUGCACAAAGCAUGGCAGUUGUUAUUCGGUUUCAAAUCCGACCAUCCAUCACUACAACAAUCACCGAGUCGGGAGAAUCUUCGGACCAGCCACGCUCAAACUCUAUUUUUCACGGCUUGCAUGUUCUACUUGCUGAUGACGAUACUGUCAAUCGUGCUGUGACUGGAAAGCUUCUUGAGAAGUUGGGAUGCAUUGUUUCUGUUGUGUCAUCCGGAUUUGAAUGCCUAAGUGCUAUCGGGUCAACAACAUCUCCAUUCCAGAUCGUUAUUUUGGAGCUUCAAAUGCCCGAGUUGGAUGGAUUUGAAGUUGCAACAAGAAUCUGUAAGUUCCGAAGCCGUAGCCGGCCAUUGAUUAUUGCCAUGACUGCUAGUAUUGAUCAAGAUAUUUGGGAAAGAUGUUCACAGAUUGGAAUGAAUGGAGUUAUUCAAAAACCAGUGCUGUUACACGAAAUUGCCGCCGAGCUUCAUAAAGUCGUGAUUCAGGCCAACAGUCUUUUGACAAUACACGCUCUCAACACUCACAUUCAAACCGGUAUAUAAAGUCCGUUCCUUAACCUAUUUCUCUCGCUUAAUGUUUCUCGAGUUCUCAACGGAAUUUCAUUUGCAUAGAUUGUUUUCGAUCCAAUCAAAAUAGUUUCGCUAGAAUUCUCUUCAACACAUCAUUCUAAAGCUCGGAAUCCCGAGCUCUCUAUUAUAGAUGCAAGUAGGGAAAUUGUAAGGCUGUUCUUUGCCUCCCUUGGAAAAUAAAUUGUUAAUCCGGUGUAGACGAAAA
Molecule: messenger RNA, 3238 nt
Organism: Gossypium raimondii (Peruvian cotton)
Lineage: Eukaryota; Viridiplantae; Streptophyta; Magnoliopsida; Malvales; Malvaceae
Product: ethylene receptor 2
Exons: 3
Coding region: 676-3006 (776 amino acids)
Biological process (GO): response to ethylene; phosphorelay signal transduction system
Cellular component (GO): endoplasmic reticulum; endoplasmic reticulum membrane
Molecular function (GO): ethylene binding; ethylene receptor activity; phosphorelay sensor kinase activity
Source: RefSeq, a predicted model, not a curated record